AUGCCUGGUCGGCUCUGCCACCCCGAGGGUCGCCGCUUCCGGCCGGCGCCCGCUGCCCCCACCCCGCGGGCGGGAGGGGGCGGGGAGGUGGCUGCGCCCGCCGCCGCCGCCAACCGCCGCCACCCCGCGCCCCUCCCCGCCGCCACCCCGCGCGCUUCCCGCGCCGAGGUCGGGCCGCUGGGACGCGGAGCGGCGGGACAGCCAGACACCCGCGGGACGGCGGAAGGACGCGCGGAGCGCGGCGCUGGGUCGGGCCAGGCCGCCGAGGAGUCGCCAGCCCAGGGCUCCAGCCAGUACCCAGCCACGCUGGGAGCCCCGGCCAGCACCACGGACGGCACCCAGGAAGCCCGGGUUCCCCUGGACGGGGCCUUCUGGAUCCCGAGGCCCCCCGCAGGUUCGCCCAAGGGCUGCUUCGCUUGCGUGUCCAAGCCCCCCGCCCUGCAGGCUCCAGUGGCCCCCGGGCCUGAGCCCUCAGCCUCACCCCCCAUGGCACCCACCCUGUUCCCCAUGGAGUCCAAGAGCAGCAAGACAGACAGCGUGCGGGCCACCAGCGCCCCCCAGCCCUGCAAGCACCUAGCAGAGAAGAAGACCAUGACGAACCCCACGACAGUCAUCGAGGUCUACCCGGACACCACGGAGGUGAACGACUACUACCUGUGGUCCAUCUUCAACUUCGUCUACCUCAAUUUCUGCUGCCUGGGCUUCAUCGCCCUGGCCUACUCCCUCAAAGUUCGGGACAAGAAACUUCUCAACGACCUGAACGGAGCAGUGGAGGACGCCAAGACCGCUCGGCUGUUCAACAUCACCAGCUCUGCCCUGGCGGCCUCCUGCAUCAUCCUCGUCUUCAUCUUCCUGCGGUACCCGCUCACCGACUACUGAGGCCCCAACAGGCACCACCAGCCUGGAGAUGAAGCUCUGAGAUGGGUUCAUUUUUGUGGCUGACGAAAGCUGGAUGCCCUGCGGUGGGGGCGGAGCUGGAGGCCCCCUGAAGCUGGGAACCCGGCAGUGAGGCAAGGGGACAGUGAGCUUCGUGCCAGCCCACCCUCUCUGCCUCCUGGCCCUCCGCCUGUUUCUGGGGGGCCCGUGGGUUUCUUCCUGUGCUGCUGCACCUUGGCUUCCAGUGGCUGCCCUCCCUACCUGCCUGUGCCCCCGCCCAGGCUCCUGGGACCCCUCAGACCUGACACCCAGCAAGAAGGGCUUUUGUGGGAGCUUCCCAGGAUCAGGUGGCUGCCAGCAUCUGGGGACUGACUCUCUCCUCCCUGACGCCACCUCCUCCAAGCUGUGACCCUGCUCAGAGAUCUUGUAUCUGUGAACUUCCAAUAAAAUACC
This is a messenger RNA of Mesoplodon densirostris (Blainville's beaked whale), 1329 nucleotides long. It is a transcript of the gene IFITM10, whose product is annotated as interferon induced transmembrane protein 10. NCBI's taxonomy places the organism in Eukaryota, Metazoa, Chordata, Mammalia, Artiodactyla, Ziphiidae. The record is from RefSeq and is a predicted model, not a curated record. Gene Ontology annotation, cellular component: plasma membrane. The transcript is spliced from 4 exons. The coding region runs from base 1 to 879 and encodes 292 amino acids.